Molecule: messenger RNA, 1635 nt
Organism: Cherax quadricarinatus
Lineage: Eukaryota; Metazoa; Arthropoda; Malacostraca; Decapoda; Parastacidae
Source: RefSeq, a predicted model, not a curated record
UGCCAGGCAUAAUGAGGGCAAAUUCCUAGGCCUAUGCCUCGACAACAACCUGAACUUCAGCACCCAUAUCCAACACAUAACCAAAAAAGUAUCCAAAACGGUUGGGAUCCUCUCCAAGAUACGAUACUACGUGCCGCAAACUGCCCUUCUCACACUACAGUGGACCCCCGCAUAACGAUUACCUCCGAAUGCGACCAAUUAUUUUUUCAGGUAUUCAAUGGCUGUGCAAGUGCUAGACAACCUACAAGGGGAAAGAAAACUAAAUAUCGCAAGCCAUUAGAUCCCCAACACUCAGAUGAAUUACCAGAGUUUGAAUAUGUGGGUGCAAGGUCUAGGCCUGAUACUCUGAUUUUCACAUGGGGAAUUGCAGACCAUGGAGCUUUGGGGCGUGCUUCAUUUGUGCGCCCAGAGCCUAAAAAGAACCAACAUCACCUUCCAUAUGUUCACCAUCCACACAGGCUUGAAUUUGGUGAAUAUCAUAAGGUUGUAGAUUUGGCAUGUGGUUAUGGCUUCACCCUAUUUGCUAUUGACAGCAAGUCUGGAGUGUCUUGUUUUGGGACUGGAUUGAAUACUUUCUCCCAGAUUGGUGGACAGAACCAAAAAAAAGGACAUCCUUUAGAAAAAAUAAUUUUUCCAGCACCCAUGAGUCUUUUUAUUAGGCCUGAAUCCAAAUUGGCAGGGGUAUCUUCUGGAAGAGCACAUUCUGUGAUGGUGACAAAUCAAGAAGGUGUUUGGACAGUAGGAAAUAAUUCUUAUGGACAGUGUGGUAGACCUAUCAUACCAAAUGAAGAUUAUGGGAAACGAGCAGUUUAUCAUAGAAUCAGAGCUCUUGAUGACGUUAAAGUGUGGCAAGUUGAAUGUGGACAAGAUACUAGCUUGUUUCUAAGUGAAGAUGGAGUGGUGUAUUCAUGUGGCUGGGGAGCUGAUGGUCAGACAGGUAGAGGGCGCUAUAAUAAUGACCCUUGUGUUGGCCGUGUUAUCGGAGAUGUUGUCGGAGAAAAAAUUGUUAAAGUGUCGUGUAGAGCAGACUGUGCUUUAGCUUUAAGUGAUAAAGGGGAGAUAUUUGGUUGGGGAAAUUCAGAAUAUCAUCAGCUAAAUUCAGUGACAGAUGACAUGCAAAUUCAUACUGCAAAGAAACUCAGUUUUCCUGGUAUAGGAAAAGUGCUGGAUGUUGCAUCUGCAGGAACCAUGUGCUUGCUGAUUAAUGAAUAUGGACAAGUGUAUAGCUGGGGCUUUGGACCUCUUGGCAUAGGACCAAAAGUAUCGUAUUCAAAGACUCCUACACCAAUACCUUUAACAUUAUUUGGACAGAAUGAAAUUACACCUGAUGCUAAGGUGAUCAGUAUAACUAGUGGAAUCAACCACUUUGCAGCAGUGAACAGCCAUGGCACACUAUUCACCUGGGGUAAAAAUCCUGGAGGAUGCCUAGGUCAGAGUCACACAAAGGACCAGUAUUUUCCAUUAAGGGUUUGCAUUGGUGGACAGAUUAUAAAAGUUAGCUGUGGUGUUGACCACACGGCUGCCAUGGUCAAGGAACUCAUCUGAUGAAAAAUUAAGUUAUUAAACCUAUUGUAAUUUUUUUGUUUCAAAAUAGUCAUUAAAUUUUAUUAUAUCAAUAAAGAAUGAUAAGAUAUA